GCCUAGGGUGCACCGCAGCUCCUAAAAGGCUCCCCAAAGAAAGCAAGGCACAGACGCCGCGGCCACUCUCUCUCUCACCACACACACUCACUCACUCAUUCACUCUUCCUCUUCUCAUUUUAAACCUUAUAAUCCUCUGAUAAUUACCAUACUGUCGAAAUCACUGCCACUGACCCUUAACGGACCAAUUUGUCGACGGAAUCUGACGGCAUGGACGGCGGUAUGACGUCAUGCCGGUCAAUUCUUGACAAACCCUACAGUCAACUCACCGAGGAAGACAUUUCACAGCUCACCCGUGAAGAUUGCCGCAAAUUUCUCAAAGAAAAAGGAAUGCGCAGACCUUCUUGGAACAAAUCUCAAGCGAUCCAGCAAGUGAUUUCCCUCAAAGCUUUGCUCGAAAAUGGCGAUGAUUCCGGUGCCGGCUCCGGGGCUUUAAGGAAAGUCUUAGUCUCGCAGCCUGAAAAUGCGCGGCGCGCAACUUCCAAUUUAGCCGAUUCGGUGAAGGAACAGAGCACUCCGGUCUUGGGAGACGAAAACAGUGCGUAUAGGCGGAAGGAUCCUCCCAAAUGUGCUGCUAACACUGAUAACAAGUCAUCUCCUUCCAGAAAUCCGGGUGAAGCAAAUGGGUUGGCUGGACAAAUGACGAUUUUCUAUUGUGGCAAGGUGAAUGUGUAUGAUGGAGUGCCAACUGAUAAGGCACGGGCAAUUAUGCACCUGGCAGCAACUCCGAUUGAUUUUCCUCAAGAUGGUCCAUUUAGUGGAGUUGCGUCGUUUAGGUCCAUUCCAUGCCAUUUACAGGCGGCUAAUGACAGACAUGGAAUUUUUCCCCCUGCUAUGAUCUCUCAUCCCAUGCAAGCAGAGAAGAUGGCAGAAUAUCCUCAGGAAUAUAGAGAGAAAGGGAAUGUUACUCGCGACUCUGAUGUAGAUGGUCAGAUGAACCGAAAAGUUUCAUUGCAGAGGUAUCUCGAAAAGCGGAAAGACAGGGGAAGAUUUUUCAAAGGCAAGAAAAAUGCCGGACCAACUCCUUCCAAUUUGGAGAUGUAUUUGAACCAUCAAGUGAGGACACAGGCCUCAAAUGGACAACCAAGCCAUAGCAAUACAAGUUCUCCUCCCCAGCCUGGAUUGCCAAAUAAUUUAUCUAGCUCAGCUGACAACCAGGCUAAAGUUGCCACUCGUUCUGUUGAUCUCAACAAUGAAGAUGUUUAAGAAUGUGCAAUUGAAGAUGCUUUAUAGGUCAGGUGAAUCCGGGAAUGAGUAAAUACCCAUUCUUCACGGGCAAUCACAAUGCUAACCCUAAAAGAAAGGGAAAGCUAGAAAAUUAUAUUAAAAUCAUUCAACACGCAUUCCUGUUUCCAUGAUUUAGGCUGGUAUGGUAUGAAUUGAGUUUUUACUAGUUGCUGGAGAUUUGUGAGGAAAUCAUGAUUUUCUAAUGGUAAUAGUUUGAGCACUAAUCUGAUCAAUUUUGUAACUUAUGAAGUGUAGCGCCAUCCUCGGGAAUUUCUUGUUUCUGAUGUUUAAAGGUCUCUCAUCUGAGAAAUGAAAGCUAGAUGUAGCCUUAUUCUAUGGAUAAUUAUGUAUGUAAAUGUUGGCCAGCUUUGGCCAUUCCAAUAGCCCUCUAUGCAAGUUAAUCAGUUGAAGUCUUUUUAUUUGACUCAAGCUAUCUUAGUGAUCUCUAAAAUUUUGUAUAAGCUUGUGUUU
Molecule: messenger RNA, 1698 nt
Organism: Pistacia vera
Lineage: Eukaryota; Viridiplantae; Streptophyta; Magnoliopsida; Sapindales; Anacardiaceae
Product: protein TIFY 4B
Exons: 9
Coding region: 211-1206 (331 amino acids)
Biological process (GO): regulation of defense response; response to wounding; regulation of jasmonic acid mediated signaling pathway
Cellular component (GO): nucleus
Source: RefSeq, a predicted model, not a curated record